GACGCGAGAGUGGUGUUGAAGGAAGUCUCAUCAAUUUGAAACUUUUGAGUUUUGAUAUUUUACAAUGUUUAAAAAUAAGUGCCUAAAUAUUUAAAACAUAGUUUAACUUUAGUGCUGUGUUAAAUGCUGUCGAGAUGUCGAAAAACAAAAUCGCCGCUCGAAUUGACAGCCAAAGUGUGGAAGUUAAGACUAAGUUUGAUGCAGAAUUCCGUCGGUUCUCACUGAACAGGACAGAGAAACUUAAAUAUGAAGACUUCAAAGGAUUAAUAGAGAAACUUCACAGAUUGCAUGAUGUGGCCUUCCUGAUCAGCUAUACUGACCCCCGAGAUGGCGACUUGUUGCCCAUCAAUAAUGAUGACAACUUGGCUAGAGCAUUGCUCACGGCAAGGCCACUUCUCAGGGUUAUAAUACAAAGGAAAGGAGACAGUUUGGAAGAAUUAAACGGCUAUGGCACGAUGCGACCGAGGAACAUAAUCUCGUCGAUACUCAGCGGCACACCGGCUAAGAACAAAGGGCUCGCAAUAUCAAAUCCUCACGACUUUAGAAUGGUAUCUGCAAUCAUAGAUGUAGACAUAGUUCCAGAGACAUGUAGAAGAGUGAAAUUACUGAAACAUGGCUUUGACAGACCUCUAGGAUUCUUUAUAAGAGAUGGAACAUCAGUCCGGGUGACACCGAACGGCGUGGAGCGGUCGCCAGGCAUCUUCAUAUCGAGGCUAGUCCCGGGUGGCCUCGCCGAGUCCACUGGUCUGCUUGGGGUCAAUGAUGAGGUGCUCGAAGUCAAUGGCAUAGAUGUUUCUAAUAAAACUUUAGAUCAGGUAACGGACAUGAUGGUGGCGAACUCAUCGAACCUCAUAAUAACGGUUCGGCCCGCCAACCAGCGCGCCGGCCCCCCGCCCCCCGACCCCCGUGACCCCCGCGCCUCCCAACCACCCAGCGAGACAGAUGAGGACAGAUUCGAUCAAGACGACCACGACGAGAUCGUAGACCUUACGGCUGUCACCCUCGAAGACCAACCAGAGCCUCACUUCCCUCACAGCAUCACAAGCAAGGACGAUGGACAGAUCCUGCAUCUAUAGUACACACUCGAGAGGUAUCGCCGUGCGAGACAGCAGUUCUGAGGACCUGGUUUAUAAAAAAAACAUCAUCAUCAUCAUCAUGUCCACCGAUGGACGUCCACUCCUGGACAAAGGUCUUUUGUAAGGAGUUCCAAAUACCUUUCGGGUCCAGUUUCUCCCUGCGACUAAUAUGAUGUCAUCUGUCCACACCGUCGGGCUUUACCAACCUUUACCGGUGCGAGGUCCCAAUUCUAGCACCUUGAGACCUUGACGUCUAUCGGUCCUCCGUGCUAUGUGCCCAUUGCCACUUCAGCUUCGCGACUCGUUGAGCUAUCUCGUUAGCUCUGGUUCUUCCACAAAUGUCAUUAUUGAUUCGAUCAAGUAGAGAUACUCCGAGUAUAACUCUCUCCAUCGCCCGCUGAAUGUCUCUGAACCUUCUUAUGAGACGUAUAGUCAGUAAUAAACGAUUAAACGUUAACUUAGCCAACACUUGGAAACAUCUGUCAGAGCAGCAACUUUUCAUAUAUUUACUACCCGUUGCCGCUUGCAUUUGAUUUUGAGAUUUGUUUGUUGUUCUAAAAACUAAAAGCUUUCUUUUUCAACUGUUAAGCUAAAGGUUACUUAACGUAAACGGAUCUCUGAUCGGACUUUGGCUACUUUCUUAUUUAUUUUGUUGUAUGGUGAAAGCACCAUACAACAAAAUAAAUAAGAAAGUAGCCAGUCAUAAAAUGUUUUGGUCUGUCAAUAGGUUAAUUUAUAUACCUAAAGCACGAUAACAUGUUAUACAAGUUUAGCCACUGUCUCUUAAAGUGGGUACAUUAAAGUAAUUACAAUCCAUGUUUCAAGUAAAUAGUUAACCUUCCUAUAAUUUAAUUGGUGUGGAAUGUCAUAAUUUAUUCUCAUGUAUAAAGCAAUAGCUGAUAAUGAUAUUCAUAUAAAAUUCCGCCUCUUUUAAAAAUAGCCGGAGCUCUUUUUACUUAACGCGGUGACUGAUGGAAGUUUUUUUUUUAAUGUAGUGGAAACGGCACCCGGGUGCUCUUUCGGUAUAACAAGUAUCUUACGUCUCACCUCUAAUAUAAGCCGCGCAUAACAAACAAACAGACACGAAAUCGCAUUUAUAAUAUUAUUAGUGAUGAUUUUGCUAGUAGAAUCCAUUCUAAUCCCGGCAUAUUUUAUGUACGGAGAAUUGGGAAGAUGUAAAUUUUACAUACAUUUCCAUCCCCUUGAACGUAUAAUUUAAUUAGAUCUUUAGUCAAAAUAAUUACGAUAUUCUUAAGGUAAAACCAUUUUCUGCUAAAAUUUUGAAAAAUUUUGUCAACUGUUCCUGCAAUAAGUAGUAAAAAAAUGUUAUUUUUUUAUCAAAAUAUCUAUCUAUAAAUUUAUAAUAAUAUCAAAAACGUUUGUUUGCUGAGCUUUUUGUAGCUGAAAUACGUUUAAAACGAGAAACGGGAUCAGUAAAAAUAUUAACUCGGAAAAUUAUUAUUCGAUUUGUCAAUAUACUAGCUUUCUCCCGUGGUUUCAUUUGUAGUAACUAUAGGUAGUCGGGUAGAGUUAUAUGUAACUUCGAAUCCGACUAGAAGUUACUGAGAUCAGCGUAAUAUAAACUGUUAGGUUAAUAAUGUUGGUUUACAUGAUUACAAUUCGAAACUCCGUUGGCAAACACACAAUUUGCUCUGGAUCUAUAAUCGCAUUGAAUCAGUAUUUAAUAAUACUAGACUGUGCCCCGUUGCUUCAGCCGCAUAUGGGUCAUAGACGAUUUUUAUAUUGUAUCCCAUACCCUAUAACCUAAAUUGCAAAAAUAUGUUUCCAAUUGUACUAGUACUUCAUGAAAUUUAAGCAUUAAAAUAAACAACAGAUUUAUCAUAUUACAAUACACCAUUAAGUGAAACAGACAUUCCAUUGUAGUGAUCUAAUGCAUCGUGCAUUCCAUAUUAGAUUUUAUUACGUAUGUAUAUUACAGACAGUGGCGUGCACUUCAUGCAUGCACAAAAGCACUGCCUACCCUAAAAUUUUAUAUAA
Molecule: messenger RNA, 3074 nt
Organism: Pararge aegeria (speckled wood butterfly)
Lineage: Eukaryota; Metazoa; Arthropoda; Insecta; Lepidoptera; Nymphalidae
Gene: par-6
Product: partitioning defective protein 6
Exons: 7
Coding region: 135-1076 (313 amino acids)
Biological process (GO): centrosome cycle
Molecular function (GO): protein binding
Source: RefSeq, a predicted model, not a curated record